CGUUUGGUGCUAUUGGGACUUCUUUCUUUCGAGAAUGACAGUUCGUUGAACUUGUUUUUGUGCGCAUUUCGCAAAUGUUCUGAUUUUUUGUUUGGAGAGAGAAGAAUCGUCAUUUCCUCCAAUUGAACUCGUUUUAUUUUCUUCGUUAUCAAUUAUUUUACUAUCAAUGUGUUGCUAUUUAGUCUCAUGAGAAGAAGAAUACAAGAUGUCAAAGAUAUUCACACCCACCAACCAAAUUCGUUUGACGAAUGUAGCGAUAGUUAGGUUAAAAAAAGGUGGUAAACGGUUUGAAAUUGCAUGUUACAGGAACAAAGUAAUAUCGUGGAGAAAUAAAGUAGAGAAAGAUAUUGAUGAAGUUCUACAGACACACACCGUGUUUACUAAUGUUUCCAAAGGACAAGUGGCUAAGAAAGAGGACCUUGUAAAAGUGUUUGCCAAGGAAGACCUAACUGAAAUAUGUAAAGAAAUUUUAGAGAAAGGCGAACUACAAGUGUCAGACAAAGAGAGGCAUUCUCAAAUUGAAUCCUUGUUUAAAGAUAUUGCGACUACUGUAGCUGAUAAAUGCAUUAAUCCAGAAACUAAAAGACCAUAUCCUGUCUCAAUCAUAGAAAAAGCAAUGAAGGACAUUCAUUUUUCUGUAAAUGUUAAUAAGAAUGCUAAACAACAAGCUCUGGAUGUAAUUCAGCUGCUCAAGAAAGAAAUACCUCUUGAGAGAGCUCAAAUGCGAGUCAGGAUUCUUCUUACAGGCAAAGAUGCACGGAAGACUAAAGAAAAAGUUGUUAAAUUAACAACAAGUGUCGAAGAAGAAAGCUGGGAUUCUGGAAAUGCUAACAUAAUUUGCCUUAUUGAUCCAGGGAAUUUCAGAAAUUUGGAUGAAUUAAUAAGGACAGAAACUAAAGGCAGCGGCCAAUUUGAAUUGCUGAACUUAAAGGAAAUGGUUGAAGGAGAACAAGCACUGUAAUUUGAACUACUGACUGCUUAUUUUAUUACUAAGUGGAAUUAAAUUUGUUUUUAUUUGGUUGUGUAAUAAAAUUAUUACUGA
Molecule: messenger RNA, 1042 nt
Organism: Cydia fagiglandana
Lineage: Eukaryota; Metazoa; Arthropoda; Insecta; Lepidoptera; Tortricidae
Gene: Sbds
Product: ribosome maturation protein SBDS
Exons: 2
Coding region: 206-961 (251 amino acids)
Biological process (GO): ribosome biogenesis; cytosolic ribosome assembly
Source: RefSeq, a predicted model, not a curated record